CUCCAGUCCUCCUAGACCAACUUAUUGGAAAGAGGGGAACAAAAACAACCCCAUAACUUUACCUGCCACCCCUCACCCAACUCACUGGCUCUCCAAAUGCAGCACACUGCUCACAGUCGUGACACAAAUUAAUACUUACAGCCAAAAGCAUAUUGUUUUGCUUUCCUUUUGGAGAGAGCCAGAGAGAGAGAGAGACAUGCUCUGAGGCAAAAAGCUACAGUUUUUAACAUGGAGUUUUGGAGUUUGAGCAGAGGAAUUUCAUGGUUUCAACAGAGUUUCAUCCACUGAUGUAUGGACUCAGAAAAAGGAACUCAGUAGAAGAUACCAGACCAAUUUGGGUUCUAGCUAGUGGUUUUUCAAAAACCACUCAUUCGAUCAAAUAAGUAAGCCCCAGUAGGUGGUAAUACUGUUAACCAACAGCCACUCUCCUUCAAGAAACCAGUUGGAGUAUUGAUACGCAGGCCUCAUAAUCUCUGUUCAAACUUUUAGGUCGUUGGAUACUUUGUAAAGCAGUGCAACAUUCGAAGUUCUUUUCUGAUACAAGUCAGUAAAGCUCUGAUGUCACCCAGCUCUAAAAUGGGUGAUGGGUUGAAGCAGCAGAGGUGGGAGUUUAGGAGGAGGGACAGUGACAUGGAUUCUUCAAGUGAUGAGUCUAAAUCAAGUAGUGAGGCGGCUCACAAGAAGCAUAACCUGGUUUGCAGUUUGAUUCCACUUGAAAAUGAUGAAGCAAUUGGUAACUGCAGAGUCCAGCAGACUGGCAUGUGCAAUCCUCAUAUGGAUGAUCAGAUCAUGUUUCAGAAAGGUAAAAGGGUGCAUCUUAGGAGGAGGAAAAAGGAUAAUUGGAUUAAUAAUGACAUGGAGAGGGAUUCCCGUAAAGAAGUUAGUAGAAAAAAGAGUAGAACUAGUGUUUACGAUCCUGCUGCUUUGGAUGAACUUAAAAUCUUCAUGGAGUCCUUAUUGGAGGAUCUUAAAGUGACAAGAGAAAAUUUGUUUUCAUGGAUGAGGAAGGAAAUGCAAGAACUGGUGGCUGAUGAUGAUGCUGCUCCACGUCUUGAGCGAAGAAAAGGAAGUUCUGGAGGGAAAAACGUCCGAGUACAGAAUGGAGACAACUUUGUGGAAAACACCAUCUCUAAGGAGUAUAUACAGGUGCAUAAUAAAAGAAAACUUGAGGAAAACAUUAUAAUUCAGCAUCAAAAAAACUUUGACGAAAAUGUCCUGGUGCAACGUGAAAGCAACUCUGAGCAGAAUGCAUGUCCAGAACAUCAUAACAAAUUUAAGGAGACCUUCCAAGUGCAGCAUCAGGGCAACUUUGAAAAAGUAGAUGUUCAAGUGAACUAUCGAAAUAACUCAGACCUUGGCAUGAAAGCUCAAAAAUGUGAUAUGGGAUCAAUAGAGAGGAGUGUUAAAAGCAAUACAGCAGCAGGUUAUGAUAAUUGCUCUCCUCUUAAGCCAAAUUUUCAAUCUGCAGACAAGAAUGUGUGGAUGCAGCAUGAAAAGAAAUAUCUAUCAGGCACAGGAGCUCAAGCUUACAGUGGUAGAUCUUUAGAGAGCCCUUUAAUAGGCAGAAAGAUGGCUCAAUCUAAUUAUUUCUAUCCAGUAAUUGAACAUCGAGUUGAUCGUGUUCAAGAAAUUGGAGCCGGAACAUCAUCUGAAAAGGAUAGAGGUGAGAGGUUGGGAUUACCUAUUGAGUCCAUUUUUUCUUCCAAUCUUUCCAGUCAGGUAGCUUCUUCAAUGUAUUUGUCAUUACCCACUGUGUUAACUGAGCCCUGUGUUGAGAACCAUAUGCUUAAUACUUCUUCAAGCAAUUAUAUUCGAACACCAUUUGAUAGAAACAAACUAGAUGUGAACUAUGGGAAGGCAAAUCCGAUGCUCAAAGUAAAUGGUCAUCAUGGAAAAUCAUCAGGCAUGCAGCAAGAAGAAAGAAAUGGAAGCUUUGCUCAACUAGGGUCCAGAAAUAUGAGUUGUUUCGAUAAACAAUGCAUCCCAAGUUCAAGCAUUGGAACAGGAUUCCCAGUUCCACUUCAUCAGGGUACGGACAUUGGUGUUAGCAUUCCAAGCCAAGUAAGUUUGCAAUACCUACCCCAGGAAGAAACAAACAUAAUGGGUUUAAGGAUGGAUGAAGGAGCCUCAACGUUCUCUGGUGGAAGCUAUGCUGCUAUAUCAGAAGGCUAUCUUGCAAACACUUUUUACAGAAAUUCCAUUAGUAAAGCUCAUGACAGACUGAAGGCAUUUCAAAAUCAAGACCUUGAAGAGGGCCUUUUAUUCCCAAAAUAGCAUAAGUUAUAACAGGGUUGAACAAUGGACAAGAUUCAAAUUUUCUGUUAUGACAUGCUUUUGCAGAAAAGAAGCCAAUGGUGCUUUGCUUUCUAUGUUUUGUUGUUCCAGAAAACAGGCAACAAUCAAAUUAAAUUUCUGCUGUCUUCUUGGUUUAUGUCAUUUUGAAACUGGGAUUCCAACUUUCUUGUUUUGUCAUGUUUUGAUGCAUAACCACCAUUAAUUUCUUGGUUCUGAGGACAUGUUGACAGAGCUAGCUUUGUGACCAAGCCAACUGGCUGCAGAAUUUGAAACUUUGCUGACAAGUAGAUGUUGAGCUGUGUUAACUUACAACUUACUGAGAUUCUGAGAUGAUUUAGUGGGGUGGUAAAUUUUAUGUUUUUUUUCUUCCCUUGAUUUGGAUAUGAUUUGUUGGUCAUAAUAUUCUGGUGCUGAUACUUCUUCUUCA
Molecule: messenger RNA, 2722 nt
Organism: Prunus avium (sweet cherry)
Lineage: Eukaryota; Viridiplantae; Streptophyta; Magnoliopsida; Rosales; Rosaceae
Source: RefSeq, a predicted model, not a curated record